UGUUUGUUUAUAUAUAAUGAUACAAAGAGGGUUUAGGGUUUUGCCUCAUCAAUCGAUCAAUCAAUCAAAUCUCAAUAAAAAAAUGAAGAUCCUGAAUAUUUUCAAGAAGAUAAUAACUUUGGACACGUCCAGUAUUGAUAAUUAUUUCGUCAGAGAUGACAAUAUUGUUGACGUGACCAUAAGAAGAAUUGAUAAUUUUCUUUACCACCGGGACACGUAUUUUUGGUUCGACUCUGAAAGCAUUGAGGAAUGUGAGCAUGCCUUUGUGGAUUCUCCCGAUGACAAAAGAGAUAGGAUACAUCUUUUCUUAUUACGGGGUCUUGUUUCCUCAUAUCUACCAGAUGAUGUUCAAUUUGGAUUAACUAUGCUUCAAGAUUUACUGCUUCAUGCUCCUACCCCCAAACAAAAGCGAAAAGUGAUGUUUAUACUUGCUCUUGGGUAUUUUAGAAUUGGGAACUUUUCAAAGAGCCUGGACUCUGUUUCUCGUUGUUUGGAGAUAAAACCUUAAUGGAACAGGGUAAAAAAUCCCGGAAAAAAGGAACUUGAUGAUGUUCUUCUCCCCUCGUGGUUUCUCAGGCUCAAGCGGACAGCAAGACUAAUAUUCAAAAGCCUCGCUCGGUUCGAAUCCAAUUCGUGAGAUGGCCAUCUUGGUCAUAUAGAUGUCUUGCCCUCCAAUCCUGGAUGGGGGAUCACUUGUAGGAAUGACAUAAUUUAGAAAGAAUUACCCAAUUUGGCCUUAAUGAACUAAUUUACACCUCAAACCCUUAUCUUACUAAUUUACACCCUAAACUCUUAUCUUCCAAGAUAUCUUCACUACCAUAAAGAAUGACCCAAUUUGGCCUUAAUGAACUAAUUUACACCUCAAACCCUUAUCUUACUAAUUUACACCCUAAACUCUUAACUUCCAAGAUAUCUUCACUACCAUCUUUACAACAAUUACAUUUACAUCAACCUAAUAGUCGCCACUACCACCACCACAUCGUCGUCAUCACCACCGUCGUCGCAUUGUGCGGGCAUCGUGCUGUAUAUAUGUAUAUAUAAUUACAGUUUUUUGACCAUUCAAGAAAUUUUACGGGUGCGUCUUCGUAUGCAUUCCGGCUGUUUCUCCCACAUCUGGACGCGCGUUUUGGGGCUUGAAGUGGGGUCCGCUACGAAAUUAAAAAAAAAAAUAAUUAACUCUCAUAUGGUGUGUGUGUGUGUGAAUCGUGAUGUGCAUAUGUACAUAUGAAGAAGAUGGUACAUAGAAUUUGAGUGUGUGUACAGGUGUGUGUAAUCUGUGUAGUAUAUAUAUAUAUAUAUAGGUGUAUAUAUAUAUUUCAAAGGAAGAAGACGAUGAUGUGUACUCAGUAAAAUUUAUAUAAACUUUUCGUUUUAACCCCUCAA
Messenger RNA from Erigeron canadensis, 1383 nucleotides. RefSeq names its product mitochondrial fission 1 protein B-like. Gene Ontology annotation, cellular component: peroxisomal membrane; mitochondrial outer membrane. The record is from RefSeq and is a predicted model, not a curated record. Lineage: Eukaryota; Viridiplantae; Streptophyta; Magnoliopsida; Asterales; Asteraceae. The transcript has 4 exons. Gene Ontology annotation, molecular function: protein binding. The coding region runs from base 17 to 508 and encodes 163 amino acids. Gene Ontology annotation, biological process: peroxisome fission; mitochondrial fission; autophagy of mitochondrion.